Phragmites australis (common reed) is the source of this 519-nucleotide messenger RNA. RefSeq lists its product as uncharacterized. Bases 70 to 477 code for a protein of 135 amino acids. The record is from RefSeq and is a predicted model, not a curated record. Lineage: Eukaryota; Viridiplantae; Streptophyta; Magnoliopsida; Poales; Poaceae. The transcript has 2 exons.
CUCACCGUCGCACACCUCUCAUCCUCCGCCGCACUCCCUCCCCGCCCACCCCAUUGCGCGGCCGGCCACAUGUGGGAGAGCGGCAGGCUGCCUCGCAAGCCGCAACUAUCCCUGAUCCUCGUGCCGUCGCCGUCGCCGUUGCCGCCUCCCCGCUUGAUCCUUCUCCCCAGAUCCCUCCUCGCGCUCGCUGCGCACGUCAUGCCUUUGCGCUGCCCCUCCCUGGUCAUCUUCCUCCUCCUCGCGCUCGCUCUUGCUCUCCCCCUCCUCUUCCUCCUCCUCUCCCCGUCCCCCCCCCCCCCCUCCGCCUCCGAUUUAGUGUUGGCGAGCUUCCAAACUUCCACCCUUCCUCUCUCUGGCUGCUCCUCUUUGUGCUCCGCUCGCUACUCGUUGGCGCACCAUGAAGAUCGCUGUGGAGGGGUGCAUGCACGGGGAACUAGACAAGGUCUACGACACGCUGCGCAGGAUAAAGGAGACUGAGGGCGUGAAGAUUGAUCUCCUCCUCUGUUGUGGCGAUUUCCA